Molecule: messenger RNA, 335 nt
Organism: Racocetra persica
Lineage: Eukaryota; Fungi; Glomeromycota; Glomeromycetes; Diversisporales; Gigasporaceae
Source: the annotation of a GenBank genome assembly
GAUUUGAUUUACUCACGAAUCGGCUUACACCCACCUAUCGAAUAAUCACAGCUGUAAUAAUUUUGGCAGCGAGUAUAUACGUUUUUACAUUAUUUUCGCCUAUAACUUACGGCGAGUCAUGGACAAGGUCUGAUUGUAAUAAAUUAAAAUUGCUAAGUUCUUGGGAUUAUAAUUGUGAUUUAUAUGAUAAGAAUUAUAUCGAGAAGACUGAAGAAGAUGAUUUUAUAGAAAUUGACAUUGAAAAUUCACCGGGUACAUAUUAUACAAAAAGUCCCGAAUAUUUAACUCAAGUGGUUGAAGUAACUUACACAACAAAAGGAAUGGAAUGGUGGUAA